Molecule: messenger RNA, 381 nt
Organism: Fusarium redolens
Lineage: Eukaryota; Fungi; Ascomycota; Sordariomycetes; Hypocreales; Nectriaceae
Exons: 1
Coding region: 1-381 (126 amino acids)
Source: RefSeq, a predicted model, not a curated record
AUGCUUGAUCUGGACACUUUUCAAUUAUCUACCUCUCCCUGGAGAAAAAUCUCUACUAAGCAACUGCACACUCUCAGAAACCACUAUCAAAUCAACCCAGUCAUUACUGAAAAAUUCAACAUGUGCACACAGACAGAAAACGUGGAAGAGUGCAGCCGAUGUGGCUACACAACUGCCAUUCUAGACCCGAUUGAGGACUGCGGUUUGAGAUCUCCGCAGUCGUUCGGCGGCCCAAAGAUGAACUGCUACGUCGGGAGAUGCUUCGGCGUGGCCUUCACUUCAUAUGUCGAUGCCGUUAUUUGCCAGACUUGUGUUGCGAAGGAGGAGCGGGACUGCAUCAGACGGAACAACAAGAAGGCUGCUCAGGUCUUUGAGAAGUGA